UGCUACCAGGGCUGCUGGGAAGAUGUGCACGUCUUGUUCUCUUCAGUUGCAGGAUCUAUUGCCAGCUAUGUGGUAACCAGAGCUGAGACACAGAAAUGCUCUGACUUCUGGAUUUUUCUGGAGACAGGCAAGUCCCCACAGGACCAUGCCAUAGCUGACAGGAUGUCUCAGCCCCCAGAAAAUCUGCCCAGCCCAGAGGGCAGAGAAACUGUGGCACCGCCAGUGAGGAGGAACAAGUAUGGAGAUGUUGUGGAGUAGCCAGUGGAGCAUGCAGUACCACGCCUGUGUCUUGCUGCAGCUUUGUCUUCAUCUCUUCCCACCUGCACAGCCUGCCACUGCCUGUGAGACUGGUGGGGGUUGUAGUACUGCCCCCAUGAGUUCAGAUGAGUCAAACGUGCGAUGAGAGUGUGGUGGAGAUGAGAUUGCCACCCUCCCAGGUGGCCUCUGUGAGCAUCAGACAUGAGGAAUGCAAUAAAAAUCCAGAGCUGAAAGUGCA
Molecule: messenger RNA, 496 nt
Organism: Struthio camelus australis
Lineage: Eukaryota; Metazoa; Chordata; Aves; Struthioniformes; Struthionidae
Source: RefSeq, a predicted model, not a curated record